AUGAUAAUCUCACCCAGUGGAGGCGGCGAUUUGGCCGUUGAGAACAUCAAUGUCGACGGAGCCAUCGCUUCGGUAUACGUUAGAUUUCUUCUGAAGAGGGAUCGUGACGCGCGGUUGUUGCGCAAGUGGGGAGGCAGAGGCCAAAAGAGGGACAAUAGCAAGGAUCGUGGCGAGAGAGAAAUGCAUCUUGUUCAAAGCAAGGCUGAGCUAGUUAACCGUCGCGAUCGCUUUAACAGCAAAGCAGAAAAGGAGGGGAGAGGAGCUGCGGCGGUCGUUACUUGUUUGGGUGAGCAGGAUUAUCUUGCAUACGUUAGCGCAUGGUCACGGCCGGUAGUGUCCUCAACGUUCCACAUGCAUUGUGCCGUAUAG
Messenger RNA from Acaulospora colombiana, 369 nucleotides. NCBI's taxonomy places the organism in Eukaryota, Fungi, Glomeromycota, Glomeromycetes, Diversisporales, Acaulosporaceae. The record is from the annotation of a GenBank genome assembly.